Messenger RNA from Lingula anatina, 1454 nucleotides. RefSeq lists its product as uncharacterized. The record is from RefSeq and is a predicted model, not a curated record. Lineage: Eukaryota; Metazoa; Brachiopoda; Lingulata; Lingulida; Lingulidae.
AGGUAGGAGGUCCCUGGCGCCACUAAGACCUCUGCAGUUAGUUGUGAAAACAGGAUCGUCGAGUUUUGGGCUCAUUUUAUAUUGCGUGGCUGCACCUUUUUUUAAAAAUGAAUGAAUCUCAUAAAGAGGACAAGAUGCGGCAUGACCUUCUGCAGGAAUUCAGAUCCAUUACUUUCUCACAGGCCUACUACAAAAUUUUUCUUACCUUACUCAAAGGAAAAUAUGAAGGCAGUAGAAAUGCCUGUCAAAGCAUAGAAACUAAACUGUGGGACAUACUCAAUCAGUCGGAGAUACCUUCACCAGUACGCAUCAUGGACUUUGGAGGAGGUGAUGGAGAAACAAUGGCACCCAUCUACAGAAAACUGGACGCCCUUAAUAAGCAAAUGAUCAUCAGCGUGGAGGAACCACACGAGGAUUCUCUGAGAAAAUACAAGGAGUUGAUUGAUAACACGAGCAUGACCUGUAUUGAUAUUACCUAUUCCGGUCCGUUUCAAGACUACUAUGGGCAUACUCUAGAAGAUUUGAGGGUCAUGAAUGCCUAUCCACAACACCUACAGGACAGGGUGCUAGCACUACACGUCCUUUAUCAUCUGACAAGUAUCUUCGAUGAUCCCUUUGAUCCAUACGAGAAUAUGAAGCAAGCCAUCUCAGCAAUGUACACCAUUCUUAAACCCGGAGGGCAGAUGAUUAUAGUGUUAGAAAAAAAUGAAUUUUGUUUAAUUGGAGCUGCGUCUCUGAAGUGUUCCGAGGUUCUAUUUCCACAUAAGACAAAAAAUCACAAGUUGCUAUUUGAAGUCUGGCAAAAACUUCUGUUUAAUGGUGGUAUUGCGGACAUUUUAAAUGAGUCGUUUCCGAUGUUUAAGGCUUCAGUUCAACAGGAAGAAGUGGUCCACAACGUUGUUUUACCGACCCUAGAGGAGAUUGGAAUUGCAGUCUCUAUCGGAUGUCUACAUGGUUUGUAUGCAGACCAAUCCCCGUUUGAUCAACGUAUUCUCCAGUUCUGCGUGGAUUACGGGAAAAGUGACGGAUAUAAACAUGGCCUGUACCUUGACAGUGAGGGAAUGUGGUGCUUUCCGUUGAAUACUUAUUAUAUUACCAUCCAGAAAAACACAAAUGAAUAAUUGGUUCCAAUGGAAUAACGUUUUGAUUUCAGAGCAUUGUAAUUGCUAUUAAUUCUUUUCAGAAGUGCUUAGAGGGACAGGCAUAUACAGAAAUAUACUAGACAGACAAACGAUAAUUGACGUUAGAGAAAGUAUUAUUAUUUAUAAUCUAUAAUUUUUUUCUUAUUUACACUUGCAAUCUACAUGUACCAAGAGCAGAAUAGCUAAUAUUUUAUGUGGUAAACUUUAUUUAGUUUAUCACGCUUUUAUGGGGUAUAACGGCCCGCUUGGCGCCAGGUGUCGCUAGUGUGAUCGGUGAGGCAAAUUAAUUCAAAAGUAAUGUUAUUUAUUUUU